GUCAAUCGUCACGUCACAUUCGCAACGUCAGAUGUAAACGUAUUACUAAAGACCGAAAAAAAGUAGUUACAAGUUUUUGGAAUAACUGAAAAUAAAAUGUAUAACUAAUUUUUAUAAACAUUUACAAGAUAGUCUACGAAAUUAAGUUGAAACAAUGGGUAUGUUAUUUAGUUAUUUCAAAAGCCUUAUAGGCACUCGAGAAAUGAGGAUUUUGAUUUUGGGAUUAGACGGUGCAGGAAAGACGACAAUAUUAUACCGAUUACAAGUAGGAGAAGUAGUAACUACCAUUCCAACUAUAGGAUUUAAUGUUGAACAAGUUACAUAUAAAAACCUCAAAUUUCAAGUAUGGGAUCUAGGGGGCCAGACAAGUAUAAGACCAUAUUGGAGAUGCUACUACAGCAAUACAGAUGCAAUCAUAUAUGUAGUUGAUUCAGCUGAUAAAGAAAGAAUAGGCAUAUCAAAAGAUGAAUUAGUUCCAAUGUUAAGGGAAGAAGAGCUAGCAGAUGCCAUCUUAGUAGUACUUGCGAAUAAACAAGACAUACCGGGCUGUAUGUCGCUGAAAGAAGUUCAUCAAGCCUUAGGCCUCGAAGCAUUAAAAAAUAGGACGUUCCAAAUAUUCAAAACAUCUGCUACCAAAGGCGAAGGUUUAGAUAUGGCCAUGGAGUGGUUGGCCAACGCUCUGAAGAACCGGAAAUAACACUUAGUAAUUCCAGUUUUCUAGUCUGUAAUACAACACCGCAUCCUUGUAUAAAUUAUUUUAUAAAGUUUUAAAAAUUAUUUAAUUAUUACAGUUUUGUUCAAAAUCCGUACGGAAUAUUAUGAUCAAAGGAAAAUGGAAAAGCUGAAAUACAUAUUAGCUAUAAAAAUAACUAAAUAUAAAUUGCCAUGUAGAGGUGGUUGUUGUAUUAAAGGAAUUUGGGGCGGUGUUGAUUGACAGUGUUGCUAUUUAUCACACCUUAGCAGUAACCUAUUAUUGUAGGAAAUUGGAAAACGUAUUAGUCUUUAAUCAAAGUAUGUUGUACAUAAAUUUUGUUUCUAAAAUGUUUAUAUUUCACAUUUAUUUAUAUUUUUAAUUUAGUGUGUAUAAUGUAUGUUAACACAAUUAUUUUUAUAUGUUUUCUUGAAUUAAAAACAACACAAUUAGAUUUGAUUCUGAUUCAAUUUUAUGACUCUACUUAGUAAUUUUGCAAAAUGCAAAAGUGUCUACUGGAGCUUCGUGAGUUAAUAAGAUAAAUAUAGUAUGGUCUGAAAACUUCUUAUAAUGAUACACUUCUUUGUGAGAUUUGCCACUUGAACUAAAAAACUUACGAAGAUUGAUCAUUUGCAUUCGUUCUCAACUUUCAACGUUCAAAGGCAAGUCAAUAGUACUCAUAUUGCCACUUUGUACCAGGCUUGUGUCUCAGAAUACCGAAGGGUAGUCCUUAUGUUCUACUUCUUUUGUUUGUUUUGUGGGUUGUUCUGUAUAUUUGCUAAACUUUUGUGUGAUCUUAUCUAAAACGGAAUCGGCGUGAAGAUUCUAGCUCUGGAGGUAGAUUUAUAUUUGUUCGUGGGGUUUUCAGUCUUUCUAAUACUUAUCAAUGGAGGGGUCCGGCAGUAAAAAAUGCUAAGGGGCAAUAAAGAGGACUUGAGUUUUGAAGUGUUGAAUUUUGAAAAAAAAUUCUUAUAUUUUUCAUUAAAAAAUAUAAGAUUAUAAAGCAUAAAAUAUUUCAAGUAGUUUAACGUUAACUGUUGCUGACUUAACACUUCUUGGUAGGUACUACGGGUUUAUAUUUCUAUAUUUACAUUUUUACAACUUUUGAAGAUAGGGAUAAUUUCACAGUUUUGUAAAAGCCUACCGGUUGAUUAAAAUAACUUUAGUACCGAAAAAUCGUAUAUAUCCCCUUGCUAACCCUAGUUACAAGAAAAGUCUCUGUCGUUUAGCAACGUUGUGUGGCCUACCUGAGGAAAUAUAUGAACUAUUUCUUUAAAAUAUUCAUUUUGUAAAAGGUAAAGCCAAAGACCAAUGAUGGUCCAGUUUUUAUUUUGUCCGCAGCAAUUGCCUGAAAUGGCUAUUAGUUUUCUGCCACGAAUAUUAUUUUCCUCAAAGUACAUUUUGAGAUUUCGUCCGACCCUCUUUUAGCAGUCGAUUCAUCCCACUUAAAAAAGUGACCUCGAUCAUCAAUAUAUUCUAAAUAUAUCGAUAUAUCAAUAUAUGCUAAAUUAUAGUAUCAGUUUUCUUUUAUAGAACAUAGGACUAGUGGUAAGCUUUGGUGUGGACAGGGUGUGCUGUAGAUUAAAACUUAUUGCAUGCACAUCAGAGCUUAAGUUUGUUUCCUCUGCUGCGUCUCUGACUACCCGUUGAACUGCUUUAGCUUUUCUGUAAUUAGUUCUCGUUCAGAUUUAAUUAUAUAUACUGACGUAAGUUUUCAAUAAAAAAAUUGAGAAAAUCUAUAUCAGAUUUGGAAUAUUUUUUAGGAUGAUUUGAAUAUCAACCUCCUAUAGCUGAAUUUGGGAGUAUUUGAUCCAAUUUUCGGACUCAGGUUGGUCAAUGUCCUUAUUUUGCUACAUAAAUGUAUUUUGGUAUUGCUACAUAAAUGUGGUUCUAUAGCAGAAUUCUACGCGUAUCCUGAAAAAAAUAUAGAACCAACCUGUCAAUUCUGGAAGAGCUUCAUAUAAAAGAUAGGCUAUAAAAAAAGUAAACCGAGCAUAUCUAAUUUACUUUGGCCACAUAGAAGAACGGGGACCAUGGAAUGAUUGGUAGUAGAAGGAAAGGUACAAGGCCGAAGACCAAGAGGAAGAUCUUUAACACGAUGGGCAGACCAAAUUAAGUCUAUGGUUUUAAAAUCCCUACAUGAAGCCGUCCAUAUGCCACAAGAUCGCAGCCAAUGGAAAUAGUAAGCUAAUAAUAUUUAGAGCAUCACCACGCGCUGACAAGGGCUCAAGGAAUGAGAGGGAGGAGGAUCCAAUUUUCAAUUGUUUCGCUAGAGUUUCAACUCAACCUCGAUUUUUCUGUAAACCAUGGAUACUUAUGAAAGUCAUUUUGCAUACCUUAAGAUCUUUUCCUUGUGAUUUUAAUGUAUUAUCAAUAGUUUGAGAUCUUUUUGACACUACUGCCUUAGUUUUCUUUCUAGUCAUAUUUGUAGAUAUCAUACAACCUUGAAAGUAAACAUUUUGUGUAUGAAAAUUCAUAUGCCCCAAAAAUUAAUAAAAAUUGUCUGCAGGUCUUUAUUAGAUGAAAAUAGCUCGCAGAGUUUAUUGUGGCAACUACACGGUGGACCUUGUGUUUUUGAUAAAUCAUUUGAUAAUUUCGCUUACCUCUGUAUUGAUUAUAUUCUUUUCCGUGAAUUAUUUCGUUUUUAAUUGCUUACUUAAAUUGCGUUUCUUUUUCUAGAUUUUGUUUUUGAAACAAUAACUUCUUUUUUUUUUGCUUACUUUGUUCAUUUAAUUCUCUUCCAUUUUCUUUUUCUUCUUCCUCCUUUUCUCUUCAGUACUUUUUCCUGGAUAUGUAUAACAAGACAUUACUCGAACUCCAUGUCCUUUCCAAAGUUUUCUAAAGCACUCAAAUAAAGAUAUAGUGCUGCAGAGUCUUCAUUUUUACGUUCAUUAAGUAAAAAGUGUUAAUUUGUUUUUGCAAAAUGAAGGUGAUGUAAACAAUGUUAAGUACAUCCUUUACCAUUUUUUACUUGCGAACAUUCAUUUUAAGCAUAUAAAGAAAUUUAAAUUCUUUGUAGAAAGUUGAUCGAUCUUCAUUAAAUAUUUGCAAAUUCAUGAUCUUUUUCUGAGUCAAUCAUCGUAGUCUCAGAAUUGUCACUAUUAAACGCAAAAAAGCUAUUUAGAUUUGAACAACUUGCAUUGUCUUCCGCCAUCAUGGACCUUGACAUUAUUUUCAUGCUUAUGCAUAUAUGCAAGUCCCUUAUCCAAUUUUAAGAAAUUAAUUUGGCGCCAUCUAUUAUUGGUAGGAUAAACUAAGUGAAAUUUUCUGCUUUACCAUGUCCCUUACCAUCUUUUACAUACUAUUUCGCAAAAAAUCAAAGUGUGUCCCUUACCAUUGUUUACUACCGAGCCCUUAAUGUUUGCGAUAAGAUGAGACUUAGUUUUGGUUUUGCCUGGUUCGUAUAUUGCACAUAAAUCAAAUAACAAUUUAAAUUGACGAACAUUGUUAACAAGAAACAAUGACACUGCUUUAAACUUUAAAAUAUAUAAACAUGGAUUUUGAUUAAAAAUGAUACUUUUUCUAAACUAGAGAAGUACCUUAAUAAAAGAGAAUUGCUGGAGUCCAUUGUUUUACAAAUAUAAUAUUAUUUACAAACUACUAGAUUACAGCUUGUUUUAUAAGUAAACCACAAUUGUUAGUUAUAUUUGUCAAUCAAACAGUAAUGUUUAGCAUCCUUUCAUAAUAUUAUGUACGGAUUUUUUGUUUCGUUUUUGAUUUAUGUUAAGAAAAAUAAUUAGUGGCAAGGAAUAUAAAGUCUUUCAUGCUUUACUUUUUAAUUCUAAAUUGUGAUCUAGAUAACAGAUACCUAUUGAUUUAUUUGAAUAUUUACUGACGGUUCUACAGCCAAACAUUUACCUGUUUAAAUUUUGUAUUCAGUGCUCAAUUUUCAAAAAAGGUUGCAAUAUAAUAAGGUAAAAUUGCAAAAAAAUUGCAAUCUAUAUAAAACUCUUAAUAUAUGGCAUCUUUUGAGAUGGAUUUCUAGAUUUUAGAUAAAUGGGUCGUUUAUCAUCUUAAAUCUUUCCUCACUGCGACCUGAAUGAUCUUUUGUGGUGGAUUCAUUGUGGUUUUUGUUAGCUUGUUCCUGGGUGUCGCUUGACACUCACUUGUUGAGAUUUCUUAGCUUUCUUUCGAUCGUACUCAUCUAAAAAUUGCGAUCAUAACUGAGCAUGGAGAGCCCCUCCACAACGAGAACGUCUCAGUUCUCGGAGAUGUGCUAAGAUGGAUGCUCUAAGUUAUCUAGCAUAUUCUAUUUGCAUAAACGAAUGUGUAAAAAGUAUAUUUGUGUACCGAUAAAAUAUGAAUAAGGAUGCCGUUUCAUUAGAGGGUCAUUCUAGUUAUACGUUUCCUCUUCAAAAUUCGUGUAGUUUUAGUUUUCAUGUGGAGGGGGGGGGGGAAGACACUUUCAGACACUUAGGAGUAUACUAUCAGGAUCCAAUUACCAAUCUUUUAGUACGCAUUUUAUGUACGUACUUUUUCUAAAGUUCAAUUUUCAUUGCAUCACGUUACUUUUUCCUAGAUAUUUCUGGUUCUUUGGUGUAAAAAGAUCCAAUUUCUGAUGUACUUAGUAGUUGUUGCCCGUGUAGUUUUACUUUUUUUCCAUUAUUUGUUUUGAUGAGAUGUUUUUGGGGUGGUAUGUAUUACACAGAAUGACGGACGAUAUGGUAGUCAAGAUAGCGACAAAUCGUCGUUUUGUAGAGGAAGUGUAGGAGGACGACGGAAAACAGAAACAGACAGAAUUACCCAAGAAAAUAGAACAAGAAGAUGUAUUAUGAAGAGAGUUUCUAUAGGAAACUAAUAGCACUAACACUUCGAAGAUACACUACUGAAAAAUGACCGAAAUUCCAAUCGUUUAGGCGGUCUGAGAAGUCUAGUAACUCCAUACGAAUAUAGGUUAUUUCGCGCAGCUCAUCAUAAAUUAUGUCUUAAGGUAGUAUAUAAGACAUACACAUAGUGCAUAAAUAAAAUCUUCCUUUCCAUCUGAGGUUCCAUUUGAAACCAGUUUUCUCAGGAUUAUACUUAUGGAAAUUAUUAGUAGCAACUUUUCUGUUCUAAAAAGAAUCGGUCGUCCAAGUUUAACAAUGUCUAAAAAAAGUAUUUGGCAGCUAUUAUUGAAACGAUGCAACUUUUUACAGAAACAAAAAAAACAGAAAUACUAAAUAUAACAUGAAAAAAUUUGUUUCGAAAGUUUUUUUACCUGACACAUCUCUUACAAUCUCUAUGGAAAUAUCGUCACAAACAUGAUAAAUUAUAUCAUUAUUUAAUGUUUCAGAAUUUCAAAUGAGAAUUCUUUGAAUAAGCACAUUUAUUUAAUGAAUACAUAUUAAUCUCUGUUUUAAUUUUUAUCAAGCAAUAUUCUUCAAGUUCGUUUGAGUUUGAAAAUCAAUAUCGAAAUCGAACUUAAUUGAUCUUAUUUGCAGCUGUUAUAAAUGGUCGGUUUGUUGUAAAUCUAAACUAUCUCGAAAGUUAUUCAUACAAGAAGUUCUUCUUUCUUGACUUCUUCUAACUUAUAUUUUAACUUCCAGUAUGGUUCGUAGUGGCGAUAUUUAGGUCUUCUUACAACUUGUCCAAAGUUUUUUAGAAAGAGUCUUUAUUAAAUUUAGUGAUUUAUAUUUAGUUAAGAUGUCUCUAUCAAAUUUAUUAAGACAUUGCUCAUUAUUCUCAGACAUAUUAACUAUUUAGUAAUCGUAACGCAAUAUAUAGUUAAGCUUUAUCUUCUGAUAUAUCAACUUUGCAUGAGCAUUUGCAUAACAAAUUUUGUUAAACACAAUUCUAAUUGUCCUUGCGCCAGUUUGUUUUUCCCACCACAUUGAAAAGAGACGAAAAAACCAAAAAACUAUGUCGAACUUAUGUAUAUUCUUAUUGUAUUGUAGUAUAUUCUUUACUAUAAAGAUUGAUUUUAACCAACGUUUUGAUAGAAUAAAUAUUAACCCUAGAUCAAGGCAUUUUGCACCAUAGUGAACAUGAAAAUUUCCUUUUUUUUUCUUUUUAUUUCCACUUCCUUGAUAAAUAGGCACCUGCGGAUGCCUAUGAAUCUGAUGUCUUAGUCUGAUCUGAUCUUAGUCUCAAUGUACUUUUUCAGCCUUUUGGUGGUUUUUCUCGUAAUAUUUUUAUUAGUCUGUGCUCUCCCAUUUCAGUUACGUGGCUGUUCCAGCCCUAUUUUUUGUCUACUACCCAUUCAUUUAUUUUUUUACCGUUGUAGGUCCUAUAGUAUUUUUACUGUAAUAUCUAUUUGACGCAGUUCCGGGAAUUAAUCUUCUUUCUUCUUAGUAUCGGAUCUUGCCUCUUCAGUAUUUCGACCUUGUUAUUCUAGCUUAAUUUAUCUGUUUCUUGUACAAUUUUCGCUUUUGUAUUACCAUAGUAGUUAGUUUCUCAUCAGUAUUCUUAAGUAGGAGUAUGCCACUUUUUGAAGAUGCUUUGUAAUAGCACGAUAUUGCUGCAGAAUAAGAAAAUUUUCCAAAUGGCGUCUGAGGAAGGAUGUGCGUAAAAAUGUUAAUGAAAACAAUGGAUAAAGGAUCUCAAAAAUUAAAUGAGCCUGAAACUUUGUGGAUAUUAAUAAUCUUAUCUUUUUCUUUAUUUUUUCUUAAUCUUAUUAAUGAUGGCGAAUCUCUUACACAAUUGCUUAAACUUUCAUAGCCAUAGGCUACCUCUUCCGUGUCUUCCCAUAAUUUAGCUUUUAAGUACCAACCAAAAUCUUUUACUCAGGAUAUGUGGUUGAAAUAAGCGGUUUUUCUUGUUUGUAAGUUGAUAGCAAGUAUUAUCUCUUAUCGUUUCGGUACUCAAAUCGAAGAGUUUCUAAAUAAUCAAUAAUUUGGUUUGACGUUUUUUAUUUUAAAUAUAUAUUGAGUAAUAACCGAAUUCACUUCAUUUAUUUCAUUCUUACGGUAUCAUCGACUUAAUACAUACUAUUAUAGAGAAAGUGCUCGUUCAUUUUAAUACAUUUGUUCGCACUUUCCAAGGAAUUUUUGUGGUAUAAAGUUGAAAGAGAGGAAAGACAAAUACUCUUAUUUAUAGAAUCUAAAUUUUAUUAGAGUCACGUGAAGUCAUCAAUAAUAAGUCAUUGGUUUCAUCGUAGUAUAUCUACUUGAAUUCUUCAACGCGAAAUCGAGAAAGACAGAAAUUAUUGUAAAAUGUCUGUGUUCAACAUCGGAUUUGUAUAAGUCUAAUGAAAAUGAUAAGUUCAGCAGAUAUGUGUGACUAUUUAUCAUUGUAUCAAAAUUAUUAAAGUCAUCAAAAACAUUGUAAAAAACCUUUUAAAAUUGAUAGGUACCUUUUGUUUAGGUCUUAUUCUUGCCUAAUUGGUGGACAGUAUUUGCUGCUCUUACAGCCAUUUAUGUAUCAAAUUUUAAUGACCAGUUUUUGCAAACUAGAUAUAUUUGCAAACGGAUUCAGAUUGCUUUUAUCUAUAAGCAUUCCAAAAGUUUCAUAUUUCAUAAAUUAUAUAUACAUAUAUUUUCACCUGUGUUUUAAGUUGUGCGUCAUAAGUUUAUUUUCGAAAUAAAUAUCUUUUGUACAUUUCAAUAAAACGUAAAUGUUC
This is a messenger RNA of Diabrotica balteata, 8228 nucleotides long. NCBI's taxonomy places the organism in Eukaryota, Metazoa, Arthropoda, Insecta, Coleoptera, Chrysomelidae. The record is from the annotation of a GenBank genome assembly.